GCUUCCAGUACUGUAGUGACACAGCUGCCACCAACGACACAGCAGUACUGAGGGACACUUGCUGAGUUCUUACACUUCUGUUUCAUAUAUAAUGCAUUCAGUAGUGUUCAUGAGGCAGGUGCUGUGUGUAGUGGGGGUGAUAGUGGCGGGGCUGAGCGCCAUGGUCCUCGCCCGUAAUCACAAGACACAAUUCUGCUCACAAACAAACCAGACUCUGUAUUGUGACUUUAAGAACACUAGCGAGGGCGUGAAUUUGACGACCUUGUGGGACGGGGUGAAAGAGAUUAACUUGACAGCAGCAACCUCUCUCCACGGGGUCCAGCCCUGUGGCACAACCCUCACUAUCUCGUCCUGCAACAAUGUCACACUUCAAGAAAAAGCUACAGGCCACACUCGUAAUAUAAUUAAUGGACCUCGCCAGGGCAAGGCAUUCAGUGUAGGUGAGGCAGACGAUAGAAGUGAUCCACAUCGUAAGAGUGCAUCACAAGUCACAGCAUCGCUUCCUCACACUGACAAGUUAUUAGGCAGGGAGAAUGUUUCACGUGGUGUCAGUGUUGAGGACAAGACAGAGCAGUGUUCAAGGAGCUUGUCGGUGGUUCAGUCCAAACUAAAGUGGCUUAGUGGCGAGUUUAAUGUGGCCACUCUCGAUUUAUGCGAAGUGGACAACGUGAUUGGUCAUUUUGGUACACUGAGUGUUCGUAAAUCGAAUAUAUCCAACUUUAUUGUCACCGGACACGAAGCGUUUAUUGAAGACACGACAAUGGGAAUUGUAUCCAAGCUGGAAGUGGAUAAAAAAUUACAACUUCACCGUGUUAAAAUAGAACGUUUAGCCUCACCUGGACUAGUUCAUCAGACCGCUAGUGGAGGAGCUAAUGGUAAUGGAAUACCCUACAACUUGAGCGACGUGACAGUAAACCUGAUAGAAAAUGGAUCAAUGAAUGUUUUGAAUGGGCGAGUGUCCGUGAACCACCUGAGAGUGAACAAGAUGAUCUCGGAAGCAAUCACUGUGGGUACUGAUGGAGUUCUUACACUGAAGAACAUCCACGUCCUUCGUGGCCCACAGACCUGCCUUGUUCUCCGUGGCACAGCAAGAGUUUUAAUCUACAACUUUACACUUGAGGACACCACCAUCACCAACCUCGACUUAGCCAGCAAAAGCUCUCUGAAAGUUCUCUAUCCGUUACUUUCAGUGAUGUCAAAUAAAGACGCAGUUUCAGACAAAUUCCUGGGUUUCACAUGGUACUGGGUAGUGAUUAUGACUGUUUCGGGUGUGUUUGCUGGAUUAGUUAUUGGCACUGCCAUCAUGUGGCGGAAGCGUGUUAUGAGUAAAUGCCAGCCAUCUAUAUUAACACUGGCGGACCUGAUACCUCAGGACAGACAAGAUGACAACGAGGUCCAUGCUACAGACAUGUUAGAACGACCGGAGCUCAGUCGACAAGACUCUGGAUUGACCUCAUCAUCGUUCGCAUCUUUCACACCGAUGCGACAGGACCCCGAAAUCUGUAUUACGUCAAUCACCGAACCCAACAUUUACAUUCACGUGCCAGCCCACUCGUGCACUCAGGAAAAUAUUGUGUACGAGGAGGUGGAGAAUAUGGCGGCACACAGACUGAAUUCAAUGUACCUUGCCUCACCAUCACUUACACCCCGUUUAGAGCAGCCCCGCCUCUCCACCCUCGGCUUGAGAAAGCAGCACGACGUAGACACCUGUCUCUCUCCUUAUACCGAACCAAAAGUUUAUGUUCACGUGCCACCCGACCCUUGUACCAACGAGGAAGUCAUCUUCGAGGAAGCGGAGACCCUUGCGGCACAAAAGCUGGACCCAAUAUAUAAUGCUAUGAAGUGAUCUCACCCCUUUCUGUCUUAGGUCAAGUACAGUCUAACACACUCGAGACAUUACUUUGUGUUGGUGGACAAGCUAUAAAUUGUCCGUUGUGUUUAACGCAUGCUGGACGAUACACUAGAUAGCACCACAUACUGCUGCAUGUAGGUGUUGUGGUUCCUGUGUUAACAUCCUAUGAAACUCGUGGAGACAUGCUGGAGCGACGAGGUACUACUAAGUGUGGAGUCAAUAAUGUAUAACAGAGUGUGGUGGCAACAAUUCACCAUACAGAGCAUGAAGACGAUGUUCCUGCCCCUGCACUGACCUGCAGAGGAGGUCCCUGCCUCUGCACCGACCUACAGAGUUCCUUACUCCUGGAAAAGAGGUCCCGACUUUUCCUUUGACCUGAAAAGGUCCGAUUUGUGAUUUAAGAUAAAAAAUUAUUAAUAUAUUGCUAAACUGAAUAAAUAUCUUAAAACCAGCGAAGUGGAGUAGCAGUCUGUGGUGGGGGAGAGGGUAGAUUGGUAGUCGGUGGAAGAUAUAGGAGUACUCAGCGAGUUAUGUUGAAAAUGCGGUACUCGGAGGGUACAGCAGAGUGGGAAAGGUGAAUUGAAUAAAUCUUCCUUCAUUUAGAAUAAAGCUAGGUUCCCUAGUAAGUUGAAAUAAUAUUUUAGUUGCAUCUAAACCAAGUCUAGUUGAAGGUCUGCCCUGGAAACCGUGUCAGUGUGCUCGCUGCCUUCAAUUGGGGUAUGUGAGGACAGGAUGAAGCCACAAAUGGUCAGUACAGAUAUGUACUACCAACAGUAACGAAGACAGAGAUGCAGAGCAAGCUUUAAAUGACUAGAUUAAGCUCUACGUAGAGCGAAGCGUCGUUGUCACAAUAAAAGCUUGAUCAGCACCCAUGUCUUCUUUUUUUUAAUGAAGGGAUAUUGAGUUUAUGUUGAGGGUGUAAGUCCUGCUAUGUGAAUGUGAGACGAGGCACUCAGGGAAAUCGACACCUUUCUACGUAUUAUUUUGAAGCCUGUGCAUCACUUUAAGUAAUUCAUCAUUGUUUUGCAAUAAAAUAAAAAGAAAU
Cherax quadricarinatus is the source of this 2897-nucleotide messenger RNA. RefSeq lists its product as uncharacterized. The record is from RefSeq and is a predicted model, not a curated record. NCBI's taxonomy places the organism in Eukaryota, Metazoa, Arthropoda, Malacostraca, Decapoda, Parastacidae.